CAGCCGCAACUGUUGUCCUGGGAUACACAAAAGGAUUUGCAGACGCCCGGGAGUAAAUACGCCAGCAUUCUGCGGCGGAAACGUAACCAAACUGCACAGCACGGCAGCUGAAAUUGAUUGAAAGAACAACAAAAACGGAAAGGUGGUUGAGCAACUGAGAGGACGAGAAAUCCUGUUUGUAACGAGAAAUCCUGCGAAAUCAAGGCAAACGUUUGAUGUUCAGCCGCGCGAAGACGCCGACGUGGCAGCCAAACAACCGAAAAAGAGCAAGCAAAAUACCUUGAAAACUCACUACCCACUCCAUCGCUCAACUUCAAGGACCCAUUCAAAUAAGGGGCCACCACCAUGUCACAAACCCAACUGGAAUCCGCCAACGACAGUGUCGAUGCCCCGGCGGAAUCCUUUAACAACGAUGAACCUCGUGUGGUCUGGCUAAAGACGAUUAUUUCCAAUCUUUUGGGAGUGUUCGAACCCAAGUAUGUGAAUGCCACGAUCAACAAAAAUAUGCCAGCCGUGGAUGCCUUUUUCCAGAAACGCUACGAGUCCCAAGACGAUCUGGACUAUGUUGUAUUGUUCGUGUGGCGCACCUUCUACGACAAGCUCAUCGAGGAGGAGAUCACAGUCCUUGAGGAAGUGCCUCGCCCACCGCCCACUGUUCCCGACAAAAAGGGCAAGGGCAAGAAAAAGGGCGAUGCCCGAAUGGCGGGCGGUAAAUCGGCAGGCAAAGCCGGUGCAUCAGCUGCAGGAGCAGCCGGAAAGGGACGCAAGAAAGCUGGUCAGGAGUCGGCGGCACCAGCCGCUGGUGGAGAUCAGGAGCACGGGGAGGAAAUCAACACGGGCGGAGAAACCACAGAUGCCGAGGUCGAGGGGGAAUUGGAGGGCGAGGAGGAGGCAACGGUGGCCGGAAGUGGCAAGAGCUCAGCUCGAUCCCGACCCAGCUCUGAUACGGAAAAUGGAAGCAAAAAGAAGAAGAAGCCCAGCUAUGUGCCCGUCUACGUGGAAGUGAAGAAACUGGUGCCGGCGUAUGUCAAGACCCCACAGCUGCACUGCCACUUCGGGAAGAUGGAGUCCGAGGACCUGGACCCGAAAAUCAAGUACAUAUACAUUGUGCGGAAGAACAGGAGGGAGAUACCCUGGUUCAGUGAGGUAUCGGCUUGCUUCGCCCAAAUGCCGCUGUACUUCCUGAUAGGCACCGUUCGAGGGUCACUCAUCAACUCGCUGAGAGAUGACUUGAACCUGGUUUACAAGAGCGCCAUUCAAUUUCAAUUUCGCGAACCGGCCACAGCGGAUAGCCAGCAAAUGGACAGUUAUGAGGGGCAGGCCGGUGGAGGAUCUGGAGGACGAGAAGGAGGCGGCGGAGGAGGAGGAGGAGCAGGCGAUGCCGGCGAGGAUAUAUCCAGCGAGGCCAAGGAAUCGGGGCCGGGUCUAUUGGAGCUAUCCAAACCAUCGGAAUUUCGUUUGAGAGCGCUUAAACAACAAAAGAAGAAAAAGGAGAUGGAGGCGGCGGCCAAAAAGGCGAAGGCCAAGAAGCCGGGCGCAGAGCCCACCGAGGAAGAUGAGGAGAGCGAUGCCCACAAAAUCGACACGCACAUUUCGUCCUCCGAGGAAGAAGUGGUCGAAAAGGUUGAGAAGCUGACGAUAGCCCAGCGUUGGGAAAAGAUGCUCAGCGAGACGAAGGCCAAAGUAGAGGCUGAACACGCGGCCGAGGAGGCCACUCCGCCACGAAUCACGCCCAUCCAGAGGCGGCUGCUCAAGGAGAUCGAGGAGUUCCAGAGUGAAAUCACCUGGACCAUCAAUCACAUUGUCUGGGCCUUUAGUCUGCCCUCGUCGUAUAUACUUCCGGGUCAGGAGGAGACCGAGUUCGAGGACGCCAUCAUUCGGGUGCCCGUGGAUCCCAAAAGAUUAGACCUAGUGAUCACCUACACUCAGCAGCAACUGGAGGAGGUAGUCGACGGUUGGAUAAAGUAUCUGAAGAAAACGAUGAAGACGCUGACCGAUGCCAAACUGGACGAUUUUACUCCGAUGGCAGAACACCGCUAUUGGCACAAAAUGGAGGUGGAGCUUUACGGAACUUUGGAGCAGUUAAAGACAGAGUUUGUGGUAGCUGUGCUACAGCGCCUAACUGAUGAUAACUCCCCAGUUUUGGCCGAGUGGCAAAAGGUUCUUGAAAUGACAGAGGCUCGCUUCAAACUGGCCAAGGAAAAUUCUGACUAUUUAGGAACCAUCAUUGAUUAUUUAGAGAAAGUGCGCAGCUAUGAGAGCUUCAAGAUGGUGGUGCUCCAGAUCCCCAACAUAAUGGUUGGGCUGCGACACAUCUGGACCAUGUCCAGCCACUAUUGCCGGGAUCCCGAGAUGCAGGUCUUGCUCUGCCAGAUCUCGAAUGUGUUCGUCCAGAAGGUGAAGAGCAUCAUCAACUUUGAGAACAUCUUCAAGUAUUCUGCGACCUACACCUAUGAAACCGCCACCAACUGUGCCAAUUUGCUGCGCUGCUGGAAGCAGGCCUACAAGCUCAGUCGCCAGCACAUCGAGGAUUCCGGGGCCGGAUCCCGCUGGGAAUUCGACCGAGUUGCGCUCUUCAACGAGGUGAAUCACAUCCACCGUGUGGCCGUGGACAUUGCCUAUGUGGGACGUGUUUUCGUUCAGUACGAGAACCUUUUCGGCCAUCGUUUAAAGGCCUGCAUCGCGGAUCCCUCGAUUGUGGACAACCUGAUGCGCAAGGUGUAUCGCAUGCUGGACGAUCUGAUCAAGAGUGUGGACUACGACAUGUUCAGGCCGGGAAAUUGGGAGAACUGGGAGUACUCGCUGGAGAUGUUCAACAAGCGGCUGGACAACGUGGAGAACGAGGCCAAGAACGUGAUCGACCAGAGCAUCAAUUCACUGCUGUCCUCUGAAAAGGGUUUGGACCUGGUCAUCAAUGCCAUGAACAUAGACACAAGAGCUGGUCUCCAGGAAUUUGUGGCCACCAAGCACGAGAAUUUGCUGCGAUUCUUCGUGACAGAGAUAAAUGCGGUAGAAAGGGUUUUUACGAAAUUGAAAAAAUCCCCGCCCAUGGCCAAGCAUCAACCGGCCAAAAUAAGUGCCAUCUUUUGGGCCCGCUUGCUCGGAAAGAAACUGAAGACUUCAGUCCUGGCAUUCAAGAAGGUCGAGGAUGAGCCGGCGAUCAAGAACAGUUUUCUAAAGCGCAGCUCCUUUAAGCAGUACUUUGAGCUGAUGACGGUGAUGUUCCAGUUUGAAAAGGUGCUCUUUGAGAACUUCAUACAGAACGCCACAUAUUUGGUUAACACCACGAACCGUUCCAACGUAUUGAGAAUUCGCAUCUGCAAGGAGACUACAAUGUCCUAUAUAUCGGAAGCCGUCCAAACCCUGAAGGCAAAGCCUCGGGCCGAUUUGCAGAUGAGCAGUUCUCGGCGUAUUACUCCAGUUAAAUCUAGUUUAAUGCCGGUUCAAUCGGAAGCGUUUAGCACCUAUAGCGUUGCCGAUUCGGCGGGAUCGGAACCGAGUUCGGAGUCGGAGGAUGAGGGCUUGUUGGUGGGCGACACCUCGCAGAAGAAGCUGAUGUGCCGCAUCAACCGACUGACCGUCCUGGUGGCGAUGAUCAUGUGGAUGGUCAGUAAUACGCGAAAGGCCAAUAUACAACUAAUGGAGUGCACAGCCUUCAUCAAAAUGGUCAAGGAUAAGAAGCCAAAAGAUGUAACAGCGAUGGAUAAACAUUGUGUGAGGACCUGCGAAUUGCUGCAACGAGCGGAGUCCCAGUACCUGCUGCCCAUUUGGCGUGAACUGGUGGCGGACAAAACCCUCAUCGAGUACGACAUGGACUUUGUGGUCAAUCUAAAGCGCGAUGUCUUCGAUGUCCUGUUCGAGGCUCAGCAGUUUGAGCAUCUGGGCUUCACUUUGCCAGCGGUUUUGCGAACGGCGAUCAUGAAGAAAGAUCUGCUGUUCAAGGACUAUGAGAGGAUGACCGAGGUGGUCGACAAGUACAGGGCGAUCAUUAAUAACCUUUCCAUGUCCGAGGUGAUCUUCCUGCGCGGCCACAUCUACGACACGGAACUCUUUAUUCAAAUGGGCGUGGGACGAUAUACCUGGACCUCUUUCAAUAUUGGCAAAUUCUGCGAUCAAAUCAACUCACAGUUGCGCAAACUUACCUCUAUAGUGUCGCAAAUCAAUUUUAUUCGCCUGGAUUUGCGCUCUCGCAUCGACAUGAUAAAGAGCUUUAAUUUGUUCAACCUGGAUGAUGAACUCAAAAGCGAAAGGAAAUCUACGUCCUCCGAUAGUCAGCGAUCAUCGAGUGCGCAGGAUCGAAAGAACAUGUCGCAAAAGUUUAAAUCGGUCACUGGUGAAACUAUAACUAUGUUCACGAUGGAAAAAGAGGUUCCCGCGGAGGAGAAAGCUGAGCAAGCCUGUGGCUCCGGCAUUUAUCCUUGUCAGGGGUAUUUUGAACUUCUGGAGGCGUCGCGCAAUCGAAAGGCGGCGCAGAUGAAGAAGCUUUAUGAUUCUCUGGGUCCCGUGCUCGUCAAGCUGGAGAGUUUGGUGCUAGGCACAUUCUCGGGCAGGUCAGAUCGGAUGAAAACCUACUACGAGUACUGGGAAGAGGAAACCUUCAAGUGCAUUGUGGACAUGACCUAUCAGAAUCUGAAGUGCUAUAUCAACCGUCUACUCUCAAACAAACCCAUGUUUGAGGUCAAUGCUGUGCUCCUCAUGUCGGAAAUAGUUUUGGAGCCCUCUGUUCAGGAGCUGCAAAACACUAUUGUGACGGCCACCAAGGACUAUAUCUCUAGGCUCAGGAUCUUUACGCGUUGGAUGAAUGGAACCUGUAUCGCCUGUCCGCUAGUUGAGAUGGGUAAACAGUUCAAGUACAAUUACACCUACUACGAAGACAUCAUCCAGAUUAGAUCCAUUGUGGAUCUGGUCAUCAACAUACACGAUUUGGCUGUUCGAGUUGCUGGCGAAGCCAGGACCUUUGUGUCCCAAUUCCGCAAGUACUUCAAUCUGUGGGCCUUUGAGAAGAGCAUCAUCUGCCAGAAGUUCUUGGAGAAGCAGGUGACGCUCAUCGAAAUCGAUGAGAAAUUUACAUUUUACUCGUCCAUUGUGGAAACGCUGGCCAACACCCGCAAGUACCAGGACAUCAAGUGUGUGCGCAUAAAUUUGCAGCCAUUGCUGGAGAGCAUAACGCAACAUGCCAAGGAUUGGUGCACCACACUGGGCGAGGAGCUGUUGCGCCAUGUCAACGACAACAUGAGGGCAAUGCGGAACGAAAUCAAAAACCUCAGCCUAAAUCUCAACAAAACCACACGCGAGCUGGAGGACUUCAAGCUGGUCAUGACCACAAUUGGUACGGUGCAGUCGACGACGUUGUCUAACGAGCAGAAAAUCCACGAAAUGCAGGAGACCUUCACCAUCCUCAGCGAGCAUAAAAUUAUGUUCCCCUACGAGGACAUGCUGAUGGCCCAUCACCUGGAGAAGCGCUGGAAGAGGCUGUUCCUAUCGGCCCUGUAUCGCUAUGAGAAGCUGCAACCAAUUAAGCAGAAAUUCGCCGACAUGACUUCCGUCGAAAUCGAUGAGUUCUGCGAUGAUUUGGGCGAGUUUAUCAAGGAUUACGAUGAGAAUGGACCCGGCUCUGUGGGUGCCGAACUGGAGCGAGGAGUGCGCCUAAUGGAUCCGUAUGGCCAGAAGAUUGCCGAACGGGAAGCAAGACGCGAGGAGUUGGCCAAUGCCGAGCGACUCUUCGACAUGGCCAUGGUGGAUUAUCACGAAUUUGCGCGAGUGCAAACCGAGUUUGAGGGACUGCAGCAGCUCUACAGACUUUAUAAGGCGCAGAAAUUCGCUCGCGAGGGCUGGGGCAAGACCUUGUGGGCCGAUCUGGAUCCCAACGUGCUGACCGAGGGCGUUGAGAGCUAUCUGAAGGAGUUCCGGAAAUUGACCAAGGCGGUGCGCACCCUGCCAGUUGGCGUCCAACUGGAGAUCCACAUGAAGCAGUUCAAGGGCACCGUACCGCUGAUGGUCAGCCUCAAGCACGAGGCCCUCAGGGAGCGACAUUGGCUGCAGCUGAUGGAGAAGACGGGCCAGUACUUCGACAUGUCGCCGGCUCGCUUCACCCUGGAGAACAUGUUCGCCAUGCAGCUGCACAAGUACCAGGAUAUCGCCGAGCAGAUCCUCACCAAUGCCAUCAAGGAGCUGCAAAUCGAGCGGGGUGUCCAGGCUGUCAUCGAGACCUGGGCCACGAUGGCCUUCAAGACCUUCAAGCACUACAAGGGAUCCGAGGAUCGGGGCUGGGUGCUCGGACCCGUGGAUGAAAUCAUGCAGAUACUCGAGGACAAUGCCAUGAAUCUGCAGUCGAUGGGAGCCAGUCAGUUCAUUGGCCCGUUCCUGGAGACAGUGAACAAGUGGGAGCGCACCUUGGCCCUCAUCUCGGAGAUCAUCGACGAGUGGCUGGUGGUGCAGAGGAAGUGGCUCUACCUGGAGGGCAUAUUCAUUGGUGGCGACAUUCGCACCCAGUUGCCGGAGGAGGCGCGGAAAUUCGAUGACAUUGACAAGUCGUAUCGCAGAAUCAUGGUCGAUUGUGCCAAAAAUCCGUUAGUGGUGCCAUUCUGUACAAUACCCGGUCGCUUAGUGGAUAUACAGGGCCUGGGCAUUGGCUUGGAAAAUUGUCAGAAGUCGUUAAACGAAUAUUUGGACUCGAAGCGUCGCAUUUUUCCGCGUUUCUAUUUCAUAUCCACCGAUGAGCUGCUCUCCAUCCUGGGCAGCAGUGAGCCAUCUGCAGUGCAGAACCACAUCAUUAAGAUGUACGACAAUAUCAAGUCGCUGCGUUUGGUGAAGGAGGGAAGCCAGACGAUUGUUACCGGCAUGAUUUCCAGCGAGGGCGAGGUCAUGGAGUUCCGGCAUUCCGCGAGGGCCGCAGGACGCGUGGAGUACUGGAUGAACGAUGUCCUGGAUGAAAUGCGCCGCUCCAACCGCUUCAUAAACAAGACGGCCAUCUACGACUUUGGCACAGAUCUGCAAAUUUCAAGGCCCGACUGGCUAAUGAACUACCAGGGCAUGGUGGGCUUGGCCGCCAGUCAAGUCUGGUGGACAGCCGAGGUGGAGGAGGCCUUUGACCAGGCCCAAAAUCACGGCAACAUGCGGGCAAUGAAGGAUUUCCUGGGCAAGAACAACUACCAGAUCGAGGAGCUCGUCCUGAAGGUGCGUUCGAAUCUCUCGCGGAAUGAUCGUCUGAAGUUUAAGGCCCAGUGCACCGUGGAUGUUCAUGCGAGGGAUAUCAUUGAUAACUUUGUGAGGGACAAUGUCCUGGAUGCCAGCGAAUUUAGUUGGGAGAGCCAGCUGCGCUUCUAUUGGGUCAAGUUCUACGACAAUCUGCAUGUCCUUCAGUGCUCCGGAAGCUUUGACUUUGGCUACGAGUAUAUGGGUCUCAAUGGCCGCCUGGUUAUCACUCCGCUCACGGAUCGCAUCUACCUGACCAUCACCCAGGCGCUGCUCAUGAAUCUUGGCGGUGCUCCGGCCGGACCAGCUGGAACGGGCAAGACGGAGACGGUCAAGGAUCUGGCCAAGGCCAUGGGCCUGCUCUGCGUGGUCACCAAUUGCGGCGAGGGCAUGGACUACCGGGCCGUGGGCACCAUACUCUCGGGUUUGGUCCAAUGCGGCGCCUGGGGAUGCUUCGACGAGUUCAACAGGAUAGACAUAUCGGUGCUCAGUGUGAUUUCCACCCAGCUGCAGACCAUCAGGAAUGGUUUGAUAAGGAAAUUGGAUCGGUUUGUGUUUGAGGGCGUUGAGAUCCAUCUGGAUCCCAAAUGCGGCGUGUUUGUGACCAUGAAUCCUGGCUACGCUGGCCGCACGGAGCUGCCCGAGUCCGUGAAGGCUUUGUUCCGCCCCGUGACUUGCAUCAAACCCGAUCUGGAGUUGAUUUGCCUGAUCUCGCUCUUCUCCGACGGCUUCCUCACCGCCAAAGUGCUGGCCAAAAAGAUGACCGUAUUGUACAGCUUGGCGCAGGCGCAGCUAUCGAAGCAAUGCCAUUACGAUUGGGGAUUGAGAUCCCUAAACUCGGUGCUACGAAUGGCUGGCGUGAUGAAGCGCCAGUCGGAGGAUCUUCCUGAAGCUGUGGUCCUUAUGCGUGUCCUGCGUGACAUGAAUUUCCCCAAGUUUGUGUUCGAGGAUGUGCCCCUGUUUCUCGGGCUCAUCAAGGAUCUGUUUCCGGGCAUCGAUUGUCCUCGCAUCGGUUAUCCGGACUUUAAUGCCGCCACGCGUCAUGUGCUGGUCAACGAUGGCUACAUUCUGCUGCCCGAUCAGGAGGACAAAGUGGUGCAAAUGUACGAGACCAUGAUGACCCGGCACUCGACCAUGUUGGUGGGCCCAACAGGUGGCGGGAAAACGGUGGUCAUAAAUGCCCUGGUCAAGGCGCAGACCCACAUGGGCCUGCCCACCAAGUGCCUUGUGCUUAACCCCAAGGCCUGUUCCGUGAUUGAAUUAUACGGCUUUUUGGAUAUGGAAACAAGAGAUUGGAUUGAUGGAUUGUUUUCAAAUAUAUUCCGUGAAAUGAAUAAGCCCAUCGAGCGCGAGGAGCGACGCUACGCCUGCUUCGACGGAGAUGUGGAUGCCCUGUGGAUCGAGAACAUGAACUCGGUGAUGGAUGACAACAAGCUGCUGACGCUGGCGAACGGCGAGCGCAUCCGCUUGGAGAACUACUGUGCCCUGCUCUUCGAGGUGGGCAACCUGAACUACGCCUCGCCGGCCACAGUUUCCAGGGCAGGAAUGGUGUACGUGGACCCGAAGAACCUCCGAUACAGUCCCUACUGGCAGCGAUGGGUGCUCACCAGGCCAGAGCCUCAGCGGGAACUCCUCAACGAUUUCUUCGAGAAGAUCAUCACGCAGUCGAUAGCCUUUAUUUUGGAAGGCCUAGAUGGCACCACUCAGGGCAAUCCCCUAAAACUCGUAAUCAUGCAGACGGACCUCAACAUGGUCACGCAGUUCUGCAACCUCUACGAUGCCCUGCUGCCCAACUACGUGAUGGACAGCAAGAACUACGAUGAGCCAGUGCUGCAGACCUACAACACGGACAGCCUGGAGUGCUGUUUCCUGCAGGCCGUCUACGGCUCCAUGGGCGCCUGUCUGGUGGAGAAGCAUCAGCCCGUCUUCGAUGAGUAUAUGAAGCGCAUUUCCGGCUUCCCGCUCGUUCAGGACACGCCAGAGAAUCCCGCUUCGGGAGGACAAUUUCCACAGAGCAAGCCCACGUUGUACGACUACUUCUGGGACGUCAAGGAUAACGUUUGGAAGGCCUGGGAAUGGGUGGUGCAGCCGUACACCCACGACCCCCAGGUGAAGUUCAGCGAGAUCCUGGUGCCCACGGUGGACAACACGCGCACCAAUCGCACGCUGAGUCUGAUGAGCGAGAUCAAACGACCCGUUCUGCUUGUGGGCGAGGCUGGCACAUCAAAGACGGCCACCAUCAUGCAAUAUUUGCGCAAUCUCAAUCCGAGUGUCAACGUCAUACUCAAUAUUAAUUUUUCAUCGAGAACCUCGUCGCUGGAUGUGCAGCACACCCUGGAGGCGGCCGUGGAGAAACGCACCAAGGAUACGUACGGGCCACCGAUGGGCAAGAGAAUUGCCUGCUUUAUUGAUGACAUGAACAUGCCGCAGGUGGAUGAAUAUGGCACUCAGCAGCCAAUCGCCCUGCUGAAACUAUUCUUCGAGCGCGGCGGAAUGUACGACCGCGACAAGGAUCUCAACUGGAAGAAGUUCAAGGACCUCACCUUCUACGCAGCCAUGGGAACGGCGGGUGGCGGACGAAACGAGGUGGAUCCGCGGUUCAUCAGCAUGUUCUCCACCUACAACAUCAUAUUCCCCAACGAUGAGUCCCUCAUCCAGAUAUACUCCUCCAUCUUCAAGGGGCACAUGCGAUUUGUAAAGUUCCAGGAUCAGUACAUGAUGAUAGCCGACAUGAUUGUUCAUAUGACGCUGAAGCUUUUUAAGAUGGUGAUUGUGGACCUGCCGCCAACGCCCUCCAAGUUCCACUACAUAUUCAAUCUAAAGGAUCUGUCGCGCAUCUUCGCGGGCCUGCUGCUCAUCGAACCCACUUGCUUCAAGAACCUGAGGGACUUGAUUAGGGUCUGGCGCAACGAGUACACCAGGAUCAUAUGCGAUCGACUGAUAGCCGAUAAUGACAUAACAAACGUGAGACGCAAUCUGGCUGUUGAGGUGGCGGAUCGUUUUCCCCCUUCCUUCGAGGAGGAGCAUGGCUUUAUUGAUGCAGCCGCCGCGGAGGCGGAGGCACAGGCUCGCCUGCUCUAUGAACCCUCCAAGGCGGACUUCGAUGUCGGCGAGGAAGAGGGCGAAGAGGAGGAGGAGGGCGAGGAGGCACCACAGGUGAUCCUGUCCCUGAAAGACUAUGUCCUGCGGGAUCCCCUGCUUUUCGGCGAUUUCCGGAACUUUACCAACGAAUCAGAGGCCCGCUUGUACGAGGAUCUCUUAGACUACAACUCGGUUUACUUCCUGUUCACCGAGAUCCUAGAGGAGUACUGCGAACGUAAGCAGAAAAUGACGUUGGUCCUGUUCGAGGACUGCCUGGAGCAUUUGACUAGAGUCCAUCGCACGUUGCGCAUGAAUCGCGGCCAUGUGCUGCUCAUUGGAGUCGGCGGCAGUGGCAAGAAGUGCAUCACCCGGCUGGCCGCUUUUGCCGCCGAAUGCGAUGUCUUCGAGAUCACCAUUUCUCGUGGCUACAAUGAGGCCGCCUUCCGCGAGGACCUCAAAGUUCUUUACACCAUAGCGGGUGUGAAGCGGAAGAAGGUCGUCUUCUUAUUCACAGGAGCUCAGGUGGCCGAGGAGGGUUUCCUUGAGUUGAUCAACAACAUUCUGACGGUUGGUCAAGUGCCGGCCUUGUUCCCCGACGAGGACAAGGAUGGAAUUGUCAACCAAGUGCGCAAGUUCGCCGAAGAGGAUGGGGUGUCAGCUUCCAAAGAUGCCGUUUGGGGCUACUUCCUGCGCACCUGUGCCGAAAACCUGCACGUGGUCCUAUGCAUGUCUCCGGCUGGCGAUGCAUUGCGCAAUCGUUGCCGCAACUUCCCGGGCCUCAUUGGCAGCACCUACAUCGACUGGGUGUUCCCGUGGCCCCGCCAGGCUCUGUACGCCGUGGCCAAGCUCUUCCUGACCGAGCACCAUCUGAUUCCGGCCAACCAUCGCGAUGCCAUCGUCGAGCAUGUGGUCCAUGUGCACACCACCAUACAGCAGUACUCCAAGGACUAUCUGGCCAAACUGAGAAGAAACAACUUUGUGACACCCAAGCACUAUUUGGACUAUAUAAACACUUAUAGAGGAUUGUUGGAGGAGAAGGCCAAAUUUAUCACCCAGCAACGUUCGCGUCUCGGUGAAGGAAUCAAAAAGAUCGAAGAGGCUUCCGUCCAAAUCGACGAACUGCGGAUUAUUGUCACUGAACAGAAGAAGAACGUGGCUGUGGCCUCGGAGGAGUGCGAGGCCAUGCUGGUCACCAUCGAGUCAUCCACGCAAAAGGCCAACGUCAAAAAGGCAGAGGCAUCGGAAAAGUCCGUUGAGGUGGAGAUCAAGGGCAAGCAGAUUGCCAUCGAAAAGGACGAGGCCGAGGAGAUCCUGGCGGAGGCGAUGCCGGCCCUCGAGGAGGCCAGAUUGGCGCUAUCGCAGCUGGAGAAAGCACAGAUUACCGAGAUCCGAUCCUUUGCCACUCCUCCAGCCGCCGUGCAAGUGGUUUGUGAGUGUGUGGCCAUUCUAAAGGGCUACAAGGAGAUCAAUUGGAAGAGUGCCAAGGGAAUGAUGAGCGACGUGAACUUCCUGAAGAGCCUGAUGGAAAUGGAUUGCGAGGCGUUGACGCAAAAGCAGAUAACCCAGUGUCGGCAGCACAUGAAGACCGGGAACCUGGAUGACAUGGGCAAGAUCUCUGUGGCUGGAGCAGGAUUACUCAGGUUCGUCCGAGCUGUCCUAGGGUUCUUUGAUGUGUAUAAAGAGGUCAAGCCGAAGAAGGAACGAUUGGACUUCCUGGUCGAGGAGCAAGAUGUACAGAUCAAGCUGCUCAAUCACCUGAACGGCGAGAUCCAGAAGCUGGAGGAGAAGCUCGCCCAAUUGAACGAGAACUAUGCCACGUCCAUGAAGCAGAUGCGCGCCCUCACCGAAAUGAUGCAGCAGGCGGAACGCCGCCUGAUUGCCUCCGACAAGCUGAUCAGUGGCUUGACCUCCGAGUUGAUCCGCUGGAGCAAGGAGAUGGCCAGCCUGGGACAGCAGCUCAUCGACAGCGUGGGCGUCUGCCUGAUCAGCGCCUCGUUUUUGGCCUACACAGGCGCCUUUACCUGGGAAUUCCGCAAGGCGAUGGUCUUUGACGAUUGGCUGGAGGACAUUGUGGCCCUGGGAAUUCCCAUCCAACUGCCCUUCAGGAUCGACGGCUAUCUGACCACCGAUGUGGAGAUCUCACAGUGGAGCAACGAGGGCCUGCCUCCAGAUGAGCUGUCUAUCCAGAACGGCAUCCUCACCAUGCGCGCCUCCCGCUUUCCGCUCUGCAUUGAUCCCCAGCUGCAGGCGCUGCAGUGGAUCCGCAAAAGGGAGUUCAGGAAUAACCUUAAAGUUCUCUCCUUCAGCGACUCUGAUUUCCUAAAGCAGCUGGAAAUGGCCAUUAUGUAUGGAACACCCGUUCUCUUCGAGGAUGUGGAUGAUUACAUAGACCCCGUGAUCGACGACAUCCUGCAGAAGAACAUACGCGUUCAGGGUGGUCGCAAAUUCGUCAUGCUGGGUGACAAGGAGGUGGACUGGGAUCCCGGCUUCCGAGUCUAUUUGACCACCAAGUUCUCCAAUCCCAAGUUCGAUCCGGCUGUGUAUGCCAAGGCGCUGGUGAUUAACUACACGGUGACGCAGACGGGAUUGGAGGAUCAGCUGCUGAGCGUGGUGGUGGGCACCGAGCGACCGGAUCUGGAGGCCCAGCGCGAAUCCCUGAUCGCCCAGACCAGCGAGAAUAAGCAGCUGCUGCAGCAACUGGAGGACUCCCUGCUCCGCGAGCUUUCCACCUCGACGGGCAACAUGCUGGACAAUGUGGAACUGAUAGAGACGCUGGAGAACACGAAGACCAAGGCGGGCGUCGUCAUGGAGCAGCUGAAACUGGCGGCGGAUACGGCGGCGGACAUUGAGGUGCUACGAAAUGGAUACCGGCCGGCGGCCAAACGUGGAGCCGUACUAUUCUUUGCCCUCUCGGACAUGGCCACCGUGAAUAGCAUGUAUCAGUAUGCCCUGGCCGCCUAUCUGGACGUCUUCGUCUACUCCCUGCGAAAAGCUGUGCCGGAUGCUAGUCUCAACAAGCGGCUGAAUAACAUCAUCAAGACGCUGACGGAGAAUGUCUACUGCUACGGCUGCACGGGCAUCUUUGAGCGGCACAAGCUGUUGUUCUCCUUCCAAAUUGCCACCAAACUGGCCCAGCGGGACGGCAUCCUGCUGCAGUCCGAGCUGGACUUCUUCAUCAAGGGCAGCAUCGCGUUGACCAAGAGCGAGCGCGCCAAUCCGUGCAAGUGGCUGAGCGACAAGAGCUGGGAGGAUGUGCUCAAGUUGGCCUUCGAUUUCCCGGCGACUUUCGGCGACCUACCAGACCACUUUGGUCGUUUCCUGGCUGAGUGGAAGGAGUGGUUCGACUUGGAGAAUCCUGAGGAGGUGGCAUGUCCGGGCGACUACAACAUCAAAUGCAAUGCAUUCCAGAAAUUAAUGUUCCUGCGCUGCUUCCGUGUGGAUCGCAUCUUCAGGAGCAUAAAUCAAUAUAUCGUCGAAACGAUGGAUGAGUUCUAUAUAAUGCCGCCGGUGGUGAGCUUCACGGCCAUCUUCGAACAGACCUCCAGCACGAUUCCCGUGUGCUUUGUCCUGAGUGCCGGCUCGGAUCCCACCAAUGAUUUGAUCAAGCUAGCGGACUCCAUUGUCGGCAUGUCCAACUUCUGUCACAUUUCGCUGGGUCAGGGCCAGGAAAAGGCCGCCUUGCGACUGCUGGACGCGGCCAUCAAACAGGGAAUGUGGCUGAUGCUGCAGAACGGACACCUGCUGAUCAGAUUCGUCCGGGAGCUGGAGAAGUAUCUGGACCGCAUCGAGAAUCCGCAUCCGGACUUUAGGCUGUGGAUAACCACGGAUCCUACACCCACGUUUCCUAUUGGAAUUCUGCAAAAGUCUCUAAAGGUGGUCACCGAGCCACCCAAUGGUCUCAAGCUGAAUCUGCGCUCCACGUACUUCAAAGUGCGUCAGGAGCGCCUCGAGAGCUGCUCGCAUGUGGCUUUCCGACCGCUGGUCUAUGUGCUGGCCUUCUUCCACGCCGUCGUCCAAGAGCGUCGCAAGUACGACAAGCUGGGCUGGAAUAUAGCGUACGAUUUCAACGACACGGACUUCGAGGUGUGCACCGAAAUCCUGCGCACCUACCUAACCCGCUGUGGCACCGGGAAAAUACCGUGGAACAGUUUGAAAUACCUAAUUGGCGAGGUGAUGUAUGGAGGACGGGUCAUCGAUGACUUUGACCGGCGCAUAACCAACUGCUACAUGAACGAGUAUAUGGGUGAUUUCCUCUUUGAUGAGUUCAAGGUAUUCCACUUUUACGAGGACGAGAACGUGGACUAUUGCCUGCCGGAAGAGGAGACCAUCCUGAAAGAGGACUAUAUAGCGCACAUCGACAAACUGCCGCUGGUCAACAAGCCGGAUGUAUUUGGUUUGCAUCCGAACGCGGAAAUCGGUUAUUACACAAUGGCGGCACGCAACAUUUGGAACAGUUUGAUUGAGCUGCAGCCGCAGACGGGUGAGGGAACUGGAGGCAUCAGCCGCGACGACUUCAUCGACUCGGUUGCAGCGGGAAUACUAAAGAAAUUACCUCCCGCCUUCGAGACAUGGCGCAUCCGCAAACAGAUCCAGAUGAGCCUGUCACCCACCGGUGUGGUCCUGCUCCAGGAGCUGGACCGCUUUAAUCUGCUGGUCGUGCGGAUCAAGAAGACGCUGGAGCUGCUCCGCAAGGCCAUUGCCGGCGAAAUCGGCAUGGACAAUGUGCUGGACAACAUUGCCAACUCGUUGUUCAAUGGCCUCCUGCCAGCCGCGUGGAGCAAGUUGGCGCCGGCGACAUGCAAACAGUUGGCCAGCUGGCUGGAGCAUUUGCGGCUCCGGGCCGUGCAAUACAAAUACUGGACGCUUUCAGGGGAGCCCCUGGUCAUGUGGCUGUCGGGACUGCAUAUACCGCAGAGUUAUCUCACGGCCCUGGUGCAGAUUGCCUGUCGCCGCAACGCCUGGCCGCUGGAUCGUUCCACGCUUUUCACCUACGUAACCAAGUUUGCGGACCCCGACGAUGUGGAGGAGCGUCCUGUGACGGGCUGCCUGGUGCACGGUCUGUACAUCGAGGGCGGGCGCUUUGACUUGGCCGCUAAUCAGCUGGCGCGCUCCCAUCCCAAGAUCCUGGUCGAGGAGCUGGCCAUUCUCGCCGUGGAGCCCAUCGAGGCGCAUCGUCUCAAGCUGCAGAAUACUUACCUUGCCCCGGUUUAUACGACUUCGCUGCGCAGAAAUGCCAUGGGCGUGGGCCUGGUCUUUGAGGCCAAUUUGGCCACCUCCGAGGAUCUGAGUCACUGGAUUCUACAGGGCGUCUGUCUAACCCUAAAUACAGACACCUAAGACUUUUCAUUUACUUGAAGACUGAACAUUAAUUCAUAGUAUUUCAUUUUAAUAGAAUUAUUUGUAACACAUUCCAGUACUUCCAAAAACAUCGUAAAAAUAUAUGUUCACAAAAAAGUUGUAAAUAAAA
Drosophila takahashii is the source of this 15742-nucleotide messenger RNA. NCBI's taxonomy places the organism in Eukaryota, Metazoa, Arthropoda, Insecta, Diptera, Drosophilidae. The record is from RefSeq and is a predicted model, not a curated record.